CUCAGAGCGAGAGCGCCUGUGACAGUGGAGUUCUUUGAUUCAUGCUGUGGUGAACCCUCAUUUUGGGAUUUGGACAACAAUUAAUGCGGCCAGAACAGAGCGCAUGAAGGAUGAGAAGAUGAAUGUGGAGGCUCUAAGCAGAGCAGAGCUGCUAACUCUCCUCAGCAUUUUGGAGGGAGAGCUGGAAGCCCAGGAUGUGGUCAUACAUGCCCUCAGGGCGCAGCACAGAGACUCUUUCGUCCAGGAACGUUAUGGCCAGUACGACCUCAGCGAUCCAUUUCUGGCCCUGCAGCGAGACAGCGAGUCCGAGGAGCGCCAGAACACGCUCGUCGAGCCUCACGCACACCUGCAGGGCCGGGCGGUGGGCCCAAACCCUCUGGCUGUGCUUAAACUGGUCAUGGCUCACUGCAAGAGGAUGCAGGAGAGGAUGAUGGGACAGUUGGCUGCCGCUGAGAGCAGACACAGGAGGGUGAUAGCUGAUCUGGAAGAGGAGAAACGACAGCGUGCCCAGGAGUCCGCGCACAGUGAUGAUUUCACCUUCAUGCUGCAGACAGAAAAAGACAAACUGCUGCAACAGUUGGAAGCUGAGCGUACAACGGUGCGGAGGUUAGAGAAGGAACAAGUACAGGCGGUGAGCCGGGCGGAGGAGUCCCUGUCCCAGCAGCAGCAGCUCUCCUCAACUCUGACUCUGGAGCUCCAGAAAGCCAGCGGCCUGGCUCAGGAGGAGGCCCAGAAGGUCUCCCAACUUCGCACCUUGCUCCAAGAGGAGACCAGCGCGCUGGAGAAGCUCCGGCGGGUUCUCGAAGAUGAGAAGAGCAGGGCAGCCCAGCUGGAGGCCAGGUCUGAGAGGCAGCUGGCUGAGUUUGACGCCGAACGGCAGCAGAUGAGGGCCAGGAUCGGCAGAGAGGAGGAGAGGAGUAGGGAGCUCGAGAGGCAGCUGGAGGAGCUGAGGAAGAGGUUGGUCGAAACUGGAGGAGGUAAAGAAGAGGUGAAGGAGGCUGCGACAGAAGUGAAAGAGCCGCUUUCCAAGAUGAUGGUGGUGUCCACAUCUGUUCAGACUGAGCCAGAUGGAAAGAUAUCUCCAAAAUCCACCUCAUUGUCAAAGAUCAAUGGCUAUCACGCUCCUAAAGAGACAGAAAUGACACAGGAAGGGAGGGGAGCAGAAAAUGGAGGGGUGGUGGAGAAUGGGGAAGGCGCACUUUUGCAAUCCCCUCUUCACCCUCAUCCUCACCCUCAUCCACAGUCUCCCUCCAGUACAGCCUCUUCUUCCCUCUCCUCUUCUCCCAUUUCCUCCCCUGUUCUUGCCAAGCGUCUGGGCAGUCCGGGCUUCCACCAGUCCUCCUACCAGGCCGGGGUCAACCAGCGAUUCCAGGCCGCCAGGCACAAGUUCCAGAGCCAGGCCGAGCUGGAGCAGCAGCAGCACGGGGGCCCUCUUUCCCCAAGGGACCUCUCGCCAACCACCUCUUCCAUCCCUCUCCCACCAGAGCACACCACUGCUAAGCAGCUGGCCCGCAACACAGUCACUCAGGUGCUGUCCCGCUUCACCAGCCAGCAGGCCGGUGUCAAGCUGACGCCGAUCAGCAGCUCCCCGUUUGGUACAGACUACCGCAACGUAACAGCAUCUCCUACAGGGGGGAAGUCACCUUCUUCAGGGCCACUAUCUCCGGGCAUCCGCUCCCCCCUCACUCCUCGCUCAGAGAGGAGCUACCCUCCUCCGAUCCCUCCCAAGAAGCCAGGCGUGAGUCCAACUCCAGGCUCCCCAAGUCACUCUGCUCGGACCAGCCUCUUCCCAGAGCUGACAGGGAACUGUGGACAAAGCAAGCAGGAGGGAGCCAAGGAGCCGGACCUGGUUUUAUCCUCCAGCAGCUAAUGGCCAGAUCAUAUGAACUAUCUCCUACAAUGAGUAGAAUGGGUUAGCCCUAAAUCAACAGUUACUGUAAUAUGUAUUGUUGCUGUCCCUUAAACCCACUUCAUAGUACUCAUAAUCAGUAGUAUAGACACUUCAAAGCUGGACUGGGUCAAACAGAUGCAUUUAAUAGUUUGUCGCACUCCUACCUCUAUACCACAACAUGAGAAACAAUCAGAAAAUAACUAUUAGAAAUAAAAUAUAUAUAGUAUUUUAUGCAUUUUUUUUUUUAAUUUGAUUUAAUAUUUAUAUUAACAUUCCUGUUUUUAUUCCUUUUUUAAAGUGUUUUUGUGUGAUUGUAUCUAGUUUAUUUUCUCACUUUAAAAUAUUAAGGGUGUUAAAACAACCAUAAAUAUGAAGAGGCCAAGCUGAAUACCUGUUUAUUACAACCCUCCUUUUCUUUUCCCUUAAUGCUUAAAUUGCCAGUCCUGCUAGAUUUAAAAAAAAAAAAAAAAAAAAAAAGACUGUCAGGAAAAAAAAACAUAUGGCAAGUAAAAGGGCUAAAAUAUACAGUUUUAAAGUACAUAAAAUAUGUAGCUAUCACCAUUUCACACCUUUUAUCUAGUGAGUAGUUUGUAAAAUGUUUUUCUAUGCAGUUCCUGCAGAGAUAGUCCAUGAAAAACAUUAUUAUACUGUAAAUACUAUGGCGAAAAACAUCCAAGCAUGUGCUGUUUUAUUCUAUUACACUUGUCACGAAUACACUGAAUCUAGUGAAAUGGGAGAGCACACUUUGUACUACAUUACUUUAUGUCUACAAUUUUAAAUGUUUUGUUCAGGGAAGGUUCAUUUCUGCCUCACCAAAACCAAGGAGGACUAUGUUACAACUGUACGUUAACUCUUUGGGAUACUGCAUCAAUGAACACAAUGGGGACUAAAAGUUUGAAUCUUGCUACUGUAACAGUUGUUUUUAUAUCUGUCAAAUAUAGUCAUAGUAUUUUGUUUCGUCCUAACAGUGCUACAUCAGAUGUUUGUUGUAGUUUUAGAGUGUUUUUACAAAAAAAACUUCUGGCUUUAAAACCAAGAAUUGAUUGAAAGUUAUUUUAGCCGAUCAAUUUAAAAUCGGUAGAUUUAUACACAUUUGUAUGUGAGGGGCAAUGACCCUCAGCUGGCAGUAGUAAAUCUGCAUAUCAUGAACACCUGCAGCAUCUAGUGCUUUUUUAAAAAUAAAUUGCCUAUGCUGUAAAGCUUA
Messenger RNA from Micropterus dolomieu (smallmouth bass), 3095 nucleotides. RefSeq names its product CTTNBP2 N-terminal-like protein. The record is from RefSeq and is a predicted model, not a curated record. The transcript is spliced from 5 exons. Lineage: Eukaryota; Metazoa; Chordata; Actinopteri; Centrarchiformes; Centrarchidae. Bases 104 to 1870 code for a protein of 588 amino acids.